This is a messenger RNA of Plasmodium gallinaceum, 2466 nucleotides long. Its product is annotated as alpha/beta hydrolase, putative. Gene Ontology annotation, cellular component: membrane. The record is from RefSeq and is a predicted model, not a curated record. Gene Ontology annotation, molecular function: palmitoyl-(protein) hydrolase activity. Lineage: Eukaryota; Apicomplexa; Aconoidasida; Haemosporida; Plasmodiidae. Bases 1 to 2466 code for a protein of 821 amino acids. The transcript is spliced from 4 exons.
AUGGGUAAUUCAUUGUCAAAUACAGCAUUAUUUCGUCCUACGGAACCAAGUUAUAAUGAUGAUUUAAAAAAUUUAGUAUUUAUUCCUGAAUUAUUGGGAAUUGAUGUGGGUAAAUUUUGGAGUGAUGAAGUAUACGAAAUAUUUAAUAAAGAAGAAAAUAUGAAAGCGUUAAAUAAUAAAAAAUUUCCUGCUUUAUUUUUAUAUUUUUCGAAAGAACUAAAAACUAAGCAUACAAUAAUGUAUUUUCACAGCAAUUCAUGUGAUUUAGGACAUAUAUAUGAAGAAUUAUUGAACUUACAUGAGCAUUUACACGCUAAUAUUUUAGCUAUAGAAUAUGUAGGAUUCGGUCUAUGCUACUUAGAAGGUUCACCAAAUCAAUAUAACAUAAAUAGAAGAGCAUUAGCAGCAUAUAACUUUUUGAUAUCUCUAAAUAUGAAAAGUGAAAAUAUUUUAUUAUUUGGAAGAUCAAUAGGAACUGGUGUAGCAACUAAAUUAGCAUACAAUUUAAAAUUACUUGGAAAAAAUGUAGGAGGGAUUAUUUUACAUGCUCCUUAUAUUUCAAUAGGAAAAUUAGUAGAGGAUUAUUUUUCGUAUUCUUCUUAUUUUAUUGAAAACAUUUAUGAUAAUUUUAAAAAUUUGCAAUUAAUAAGUAACAACAGUGAAUCAGACAUUCCACUAUUGCUAAUACAUGGAAAAGAGGAUGAAAUAAUAGGGGUAGAACAUUCUGAAUUUUUGAUGAAAAAUUUAAACAAUAAAUACAAAAAUGCUUCUUAUCCAAAUGAUUCUUAUCAUAAUUAUUAUUAUGUUAUUGAUGAUCUUGGUAUACCUAUCAAAACAUUUUUGGAAACAUCGAGUAAAUCUCAGCACCAAAAGCGCACUGACAUUAUUAUACCUAAAUCCUUCUUGAAGAAAGAUUCUACAAAAAAUAAAAUAAAUCAUUUGAAUGAAUAUACAACUGAAAAAAAAUUAGAAAAAAAGAUAAAAAUUUCGAAUGGCAUAUUAUUGGCACAGCAUAUUAAGAAAGAAGAAAAAAAUUCUAUUACUAUAAUAAAAGACUAUAAAAGCAACAGUGGUUCAUCAGAAAAAAGGUAUUAUAUGGAUGAAAACUCAAAGAAAAGUAUAACAAAAAACAAUGAAGAAAAAUCUAUUAAUAAAUUAAAAAAAAAAAACAUGGAUUCUGAUAAAAAAAAAAAUAACUACAUUAAAAAAGAUGAAAAAUUUACUAAUGAUAAAAAAGUUAAUAUCAUAAUUUAUAAGGAAAAUAAGACAAAAGAUAGAAAAAAAAAUUUAGACAUUUCAUUAAGCGGAUCACAAAAAGAAAAAAAAAAUCAACAAAAGGAUUUGGAUCAAAAAAAUUCAAAAAAUGAAAUUCGAAAAAUAAUAAAAAACAGUGAAUUAAGUCCUAAAAAUGUAAAAUCUUCAGAAAAUGAUAAAAAUUUAGCAACCAACAUGAAAGAAAAAAAGUGUGAUUUUUCAAGCAUAAUAAUAUCAAAAAGUACUACACAUAGAAAAGACAGAGUAAAAAGUAUAGAUAGCAUAUCUAGAUCAAAAAAAAAAAGUGAAAAAAAAAAAGCAGAUAUAAUAAUAGACUAUUUAAAGCCUUCAAGCAAACAGUUAAAUAAAAAUGAUCAUAUAGAAAAUAAAUGUGAAAUAGAAAAAUAUGAAAGAAGAGAAAAGAAAAUAGUAAAAAAAGAUAUAGAAUUAAAAGAAGAAGAAAUAGAAAAUUCUAAUAAAAUAUCUAUAAAUGAACAGUAUGUCAAUGAAAUGUAUGUAAAAGUGGAACAUUCUGAAGAAAAGUAUGUAAAAGAAAAGACUAUUAAAAAAAUAUGUGAAAAAGAAGGAAAUAUUGAAGAAAUAUAUAAAAAAGUAUUUCAAGAAAUGUGUGAAGAAGAAAAUAGUAAAAAGGAAUUUGAAAAAGUAGAAGAAGAUAAAGAGAAAUACAAAAAUGAAGUAAAUAUAAACUAUAAAUAUGAAAUAGAAAGUAAGGAUAACGAAUAUGAAAAAAAUGAAAAUAGUGAUGAAAACUAUGAAAAAGAAAGAAAAGAAUAUGAUUAUGAAAAAGAUGAAAAUGGAGAAUUUAAUUAUAAAAAAGAAGGAAAUGAAGAAUAUGAUUAUGAAAAAGACGGUAAUGAAGAAUAUCAUUAUAAAAAAGAUGGAAGUGAAGAGUAUGAAUAUGAAAAAAAAGGAAGUGAAGAGUAUGAAUAUGAAAAAGAAGGAAAUAAAGAAAAUGAAAAAAUACGCAAAAUGGAAAAAAAUAAUAUGAAAAAGCUUAAUAAAGAUGAAAAUAUAAGUGAGGAAAAGAGAGAAGAUAAUGAAGUACAAGAAGAUGAAAAAGAAGAAAAUUUCAACAUUGAGAAUUAUAAAGUAAAAGAUUACAAAUACUACCUAAAAAAUAACAUUAUUAACAAAGAAAAAAUAGGAUGUUUUAUGAACAAAGUAAUUAAUAAUUUAACUGUGAAAAAAUAA